GUAGCGCCACGACACUAGUACCAUCUACCGUUCCGACAAUGAAGUAUCGCAAUUUUUGACAAUCAAUGAUACUAAACGCGUACUUGUAUUAAAAUAAUUCUUGUGCUCGUGCAUAAACAUCGGCCGGUUCCGAACACGAACACACCGAAGCUACCGAAGUAAGGUUUUUGAGGUUAUGUUGUAGCAGUGUUUUUCGAAUAGUUUCAAAAACGAUUUAAAAAAAAUGGGUUUAAAAGACGAGAAAAAACGGUCGAAAUCGAAGAAAAAACAUGAGUCCUCAUCAUCGUCAUCAUCGGGCUCGUCGUCUUCUUCCUCUGACUCGUCUUCGUCUUCGUCGUCAUCGUCAUCUUCGUCUUCUUCAGAGAGUAGCCCUGAAAUUGCCAAACGAAUGACACCUCCUCGCAGAGCAGACACAACUAAAUACGACACACGAGGUCAUACUCCAGAAUUACAGAGCACCAGAACUUACGACGACUUUGAUGUGCCAAGUAGAGAUUAUGAUCCCAACACCGAUAGAAAACAUGAGUUGAAAGUGAGUACUGAUGAUAAGAAAUCAAAACUCCUGGAAGAGCAAAAAAUUUCGGAGUCAAGGAAAAAGAAUAACGAUCGAAAAGACAAAGAAGAGACAAAAAGUAGAAAUGUUAGGGAACCAAAAAAGAACCCUGAAGAUUCAAGGCCUGAAAAUUUAUUUGAAGACAGAAAAACAGAGACUAAAAAGAGUGAAGAUAGAAAACAGGAUUCUCACAGAAAAGACAAAGAGGAAAAAAUUGAAUAUUCAAGAAGACAUAAGGAGAAUAACGAAAAAUAUAAUGAAAUUGUAAAAAAUAAUGAUUACAAAUCUGUAGAAUGGAAGAAAAAAGAGGAAAGAAGAGACCAAGAUAAUCACAGAAAAGAUGAAGAAGUAGAAAAUAAAAAGAGUCUUAAAACUCUUUGCCAGCGGAGUUCAAAUGAGGAAAGUGAACGCAGGGAACAGACAGGAAGCAAUGAGGAGAAAAACUCUCAUCAAAAAAGAAAGUCUGACAAGAAAGAAGACUUCAAUAAUGACUCUGGUAAUAAAUCAGAGAGAGCAAAACGUAGAAGAUACAGUGGAGAAGACAAAGACGAUUCCAAAGUUGAUAGAGUCUGCAAUGAUCUGGAAAAAAUUGAUCGCUUUAGACGUUAUAAUGACAAAGAUCAAAAGCACAUUGAGGAAAGGAGAAAUAAUGGUGAUCGGAAGAAUGAGAAUAAAAGGAACAACGACGAUAGGAAGAAUGAGGAUAAGAGGAACAACGACGAUAGGAAGAAUGAGGAUAAGAGGAACAAUGACGAUAGAAAAUACAGUGAUGAAAGAGGGCUUGAAAGGACAAUGGAAAGAAGUGACGAAUAUUACAGGAACAGAGGCUGGAGUGGAAACAACAGAGAACGUGACCAUCAUAGAAGGAGUCCGAGAAUCGAUUCGGAUGGCAGAGGGAGUCGUCGAAUGGACGAUCGUUAUUCCUCGAGACGAAGCGAAUACAACGACGGUAAUCAAACGAUGAUGCGUCGUUAUUGGGACAAUGAGCCAAGGGAUUUUGAUAACAGGCGCAAACGCGACCACGAAUCCGACGACGAAUUUAUUAUAGGCGAGCGAUUCUACGGCGACAACAAUAGCAAACGAAAUAGAAAAAACGAAGACACCCCCUCGAAAGACGAUAAGAAAAACGCGACUGAGGAAACACCGGCGGAUCCAGAAAAAAUACCUCAAUCCCAAAAACGUACCGUCGAUCUUUUGACCUCCAAAACUGGAGGAGCUUACAUUCCUCCUGCUAAAUUACGCAUGAUGCAGGCUGAUAUAACCGACAAAUCCGGUGCUGCUUAUCAAAGAAUUGCUUGGGAAGCUUUGAAGAAAUCCAUUCAUGGACACAUUAACAAAGUGAAUACGAGCAACAUCGGUUUAAUUACGAGAGAAUUGUUGAGGGAAAAUAUUGUCAGAGGGAGAGGAUUGCUGGCCAGAUCGAUUAUUCAAGCACAAGCCGCCAGUCCUACUUUCACACCUGUUUACGCUGCCCUCACUGCUAUCGUUAACUCCAAGUUUCCCAAUAUCGGAGAAUUGUUACUGAAAAGGCUGGUGAUACAAUUCCGUAGAGGAUUUCGUCGCAACAACAAGAAACUGUGUAUUUCAUCCGGAACCUUCAUAGCGCAUUUGGUGAAUCAACGCGUAGCUCAUGAAAUACUAGCACUAGAAUUUUUGACGUUGUUGGUCGAGACACCGACGGACGACUCGAUCGAGGUCGCGAUAUCUUUUCUCAAGGAAUGUGGCAUGAAACUCACGGAGAUGUCGAGGAAAGGGAUUGAGGCGAUUUUCGAGAUGCUUAGGAACAUACUUCACGAAGGACAACUGGACAAACGUGUACAGUACAUGAUCGAGGUGAUGUUCCAAAUUCGUAAGGAUGGUUUCAAGGACCAUCCAGCUGUGAGUGAAGAACUUGAUCUCGUCGAGGAAGACCAACAAUACACGCAUCUCAUAAUGUUGGACGAGACGAUGGAUUCUCAGGACAUUUUGAACGUUUUUAAAUUCGAUCCAGAAUACGUUGCCAAUGAAGAAAAAUACAAACAACUGAGCAAAGAAAUAUUGGACACCGAUAAUAGUGGAACAGAAAGCGAAGGCGACGACGAAGACGCUGAUAGCUCGGGCGAGGAAAGCAGCGACGAAGAAACCGAAGCUAAAGAAGGUGUUAUUGUCGAUAACACCGAAACGAAUCUGACCGCACUUCGGAGAACAAUUUAUCUCACGAUUCACUCGUCCCUCGAUUUCGAGGAAUGUGCUCACAAAUUGAUGAAAAUGCAGCUCAAACCCGGACAAGAGAUUGAACUUUGUCACAUGUUCCUCGACUGCUGUGCGGAAAUGAGGACCUACGAAAAAUUCUUCGGAUUACUCGCUGGCCGUUUCUGUGCCAUCAACAAAAUUUAUGUCACACCGUUUGAGCAAAUCUUCAGAGACUCGUACGACACGAUUCAUCGUUUGGACACCAACAAGUUAAGGAACGUGUCAAAAUUCUUUGCACAUUUACUGUUCACCGAUUCGAUUUCGUGGGAAGUUCUUAGUUGCAUCAAACUGAACGAAGAAGAUACGACGAGCUCAAGUAGAAUUUUCAUAAAGAUUCUCUUCCAAGAACUUUCCGAGUAUAUGGGUUUAUCGAAGCUGAAUCAACGAGUUAAAGAUGUGACUUUACAAGAGGCUUUUGACGGUUUAUUCCCACGCGAUGAUCCCAAAAACACGAGAUUCGCGAUCAACUUUUUCACAUCCAUCGGAUUGGGUGGACUCACGGACGAUUUGCGCGAGCAUUUAAAAUCGAGGCCAAAACCCGCCGUGGUUUCGCCAGUGAUAAAAGAGACCAUUGAGUCAUCGUCCUCGAGCUCCAGUUCGUCAGAUUCUUCAUCGUCGUCCUCUAGCUCCGAAUCGUCGUCCGAUAGUUCUGAUUCGUCAUCUUCGGAUGAAGAUAGAAGGAAGAAAAAGAAAAAGAAGAAGCUCGCAAAAACUUCGACGAAAGCAAAGCCGGACAAGCGGAAAUCUCGAUCGGAAAGAAAUUCUAGCAGCGAGAGAAGCCACGGGAAAGGUCGAAAGGAUAGGAAAGAGUCGAAAGAUUCGAGGAGUAGAAGUAGCAAAAAAUCCGAAAGAAGAAAAUAGGAGAGAAAAUUGACAAUGUAAGAAUAACGCACCAUCGAGAUAAAGUAAUUUUCUCUAGCUAUACUUAAUCGAUCAUUCAUGAAUGAAGAUGUUAACUUUAUUUUUCUAUGUAAGUACACAGAGCAUCACGAAUCCUUGAGAUUAUUUGAAUUCGAUCUGUGCAAAGAAUAAAGGACACAAGUAACGAAUGUACAUUAGGCGAAGGUUACGAUAUUUUAUUUUUAAAUUACCACGACGUACGUUUUUUCGUUAUUUGGAUUUUAGUUGAUAAUUCACACCCACAUCGAAAUACGAAAUCUCUUUGACAUUUGCAUCCUUGAGAUGCAAGUCUUUUUUGCUCAUUUACAAUGUUAAAAAUAAAACGAAACGUUUUUCGCUGAAUCAUUGUUGAAUUCUUUUAGAAAGAAGCAGUUAGAACUUUGCCACAUCGGUAGCUUCGAAAUCGACACUGGCGAAGAAAAAUUUCGUUGCAUUAUCGCAAUUUAAGUUUAACUGGUAUCAAGUAAAAAACUGAGAAUUCAUUUUUAUCAAGCACACAAUCGAAGAACGUAUACUUACAAAAUUUCAUAACGAUUAGUCUUUACGUAUUUUAAAUAAUGGAUUUUCACCAUUGUCCACAUCGUUAGAAUAAUGUGAAACGAAAAAAACGACCGUUCAAUAAUAGCGAAUAAAAAAAUAAAAUUUGGUUCAUAGCA
Molecule: messenger RNA, 4341 nt
Organism: Venturia canescens
Lineage: Eukaryota; Metazoa; Arthropoda; Insecta; Hymenoptera; Ichneumonidae
Gene: ncm
Product: pre-mRNA-splicing factor CWC22 homolog
Exons: 6
Coding region: 224-3646 (1140 amino acids)
Biological process (GO): mRNA splicing, via spliceosome
Cellular component (GO): catalytic step 2 spliceosome
Molecular function (GO): protein binding; RNA binding
Source: RefSeq, a predicted model, not a curated record